ACAUUAACUCAGUGGAAAAAUUAUGUAGGAAGGAAAAUAGAGGACUUUUCCUUCGAGAAUUUUGGUCUGUGGGUUACUUGCAAAUGAUCACUGCAGGGUCAAGAGAAAUUUAAGUGGCCCUGUCUGGCCAUGUUUUGUCUUCCACAGUAAUCCUGUGAUUUCUUUGGCCCUCCUUUUUAGGCCACAGAAACUUCGUUCAGUUGUUUAAAAAAACACAUAUUAAAAAUAGCAAUGAAAUGUUGCUGCUUUCUAGCUGACCGUGUGGAAAGGUUUUUAAAUAUUUCAAAACCUGAUUCAGUUUAUGUGCAUAAAGUCUUAAUACGUUCAGUUACUUGCAUGAAAAUCAUCUCCCAAAGCUAUUGGUGAGUACACACUCAGAAGCAGCACAGACGUUCAGAUGCUAAUAAAAGAAAUAUAUAAAUGUAGUUUGAUUAGAUACAGGUUAUUUCAUUAGCAAGCAUACUGGGGAGUGUAUGUCAUGCCACUGAUUUAAUUCUGAUCUCUUUUACAGAAAUACUAAGUACCAGUGCUUCCUAUAUAUGAAGUGUCUUGGAAUGCUGCAUGAUCAAUGGAUGAUCCGAAUGCUGAGAGAUCAGUAAGACCUUGUGGGCAGGGACACAGAGGAAAGAACUUUCAGUGCUUUCUAAUAGUUAUGGCUAUUGCAAAGAUAAGUUAUUUGUGAAUGAAUUUAGCUGAAUAUGGAUCCAGGUGGUGGAAGUCUUGGAUUGCAAACACAAGAAUCCAAAAUGCCUCACACUAUGAUUAUGCAGGAUUUUGUGGCUGGAAUGGCUGGCACUGCUCAUAUCGAUGGAGACCAUAUUGUUGUAUCAGUCCCCGAAGCUGUCCUAGUUUCUGAUGUUGUUACCGAUGAUGGAAUAACUCUUGAUCAUGGCUUAGCAGCUGAAGUUGUCCAAGGACCUGAUAUCAUCACCGAAACUGAUGUUGUGACCGAAGGUGUAAUCGUUCCCGAUUCUGUUCUGGAAGCUGAUGUUGCUAUUGAAGAAGCUUUAGAUACCAGUGAUCAUGUUUUGACUUCUGAUCUAAUAACAGAAACUGUUAGAGUUCCCGAUCAGGUUUUUGUGGCUGACCUUGUUACGGGUCCCGAUGGACAUUUGGAGCAUGUGGUGCAAGACUCUGUGUCAGGAGCCAACUCGCCUACAAUGGUUUCAGAAGAAGUUCUUGUAACAAACUCCGAUUCUGAAGCAGUCAUUCAAGCAGCUAGUACUGUUCCUGGCUCCACAGUGACUAUUAAAACAGAAGAUGAUGAUGAUGGCAAGAGUACCUCUGAAGACUACUUAAUGAUAUCUUUGGAUGAUGUUGGAGAAAAAUUGGACCAUAUAGGAAGCACUCCCUUGAAAAUCAGCACUGAGGUGACGAAUGAUGAUGUUGCUAAAGAUGACGGUUUUGGUUCAGAAGUUAUCAAAGUGUACAUAUUUAAAGCUGAAGCUGAAGAUGAUGUCGAAAUAGGUGGAACAGAAAUUGUCACAGAGAGUGACUUUCACAAUGGACAUUCUGUAGCUGGAGUAAUUGAACAAGGAGGUGUUGGUAGAAUGCAGCGAGAAAAAAUGGUUUACAUGGCUGUUAAGGACUCUUCUCAGGAAGAUGAAGAUAUUAGCUGUGCUGAAAUAGCAGAUGAAGUUUAUAUGGAAGUUAUUGUAGGUGAAGAAGAAGCUACAUCACUUCCCGACACACAGCUUGAAGACUCUGGCGUGAAUAAAACUUUUGUCCCUGUUGCUUGGGCUGCUGCUUACGGAGAUGAAAGAAGGCUACCCAGAAGAUAUGAAGAUGGUCAAGCGGCAGGAAAUAACUUGGAUACACGAUUAGAAAACAAAAACGCUGUUAUAAUAGGUCCUGAUGGACAGCCCUUAACAGUUUACCCUUGUCAUAUUUGUGGGAAAAAAUUUAAAUCCAGAGGAUUCUUGAAAAGGCAUAUGAAGAAUCAUCCAGAUCAUAUGAUUAAGAAGAAAUACCAGUGUACAGACUGUGACUUUACAACUAACAAAAAAGUAAGUUUCCACAAUCAUCUGGAAAGCCAUAAACUUAUAAAUAAGGUUGAUAAAACCCAUGAGUUUACAGAAUAUACAAGAAGAUACAGAGAAGCAAGCCCGUUGAGCUCUAAUAAGCUAAUACUGAGGGACAAGGAGCCUAAGCUACACAAGUGCAAAUAUUGUGACUAUGAAACUGCAGAGCAGGGACUACUCAAUAGACAUCUGCUUGCAGUUCAUAGUAAGAACUUCCCUCAUGUCUGUGUGGAAUGUGGGAAAGGAUUCCGUCACCCAUCAGAGCUGAAAAAGCAUAUGAGGACCCACACUGGGGAAAAGCCAUACCAGUGUCAGCACUGUGUCUUCAGGUGUGCUGAUCAGUCCAAUCUGAAAACUCACAUCAAAACCAAACACGGCACUGAUUUGCCAUUUAAAUGUGAGCACUGUCCCCAGGCGUUUACAGAUGAAAAAGAACUGCAGCAGCACACAGAGUUAUUUCAAGGGCAUAAGACUCAUCAGUGUCCACACUGUGACCAUAAGAGCACCAAUUCAAGUGACCUGAAGCGACACAUUAUUUCAGUCCACACAAAGGAUUUUCCCCACAAAUGCGAGGUAUGUGAAAAAGGUUUCCAUCGUCCAUCUGAGCUCAAAAAGCAUAGUGAAACCCAUAAAGGUAAAAAGAUACAUCAGUGUAGACACUGUGACUUUAAAACAUCAGAUCCUUUUGUACUUAGUGGGCAUAUCCUCUCAGUUCACACCAAGGACCUGCCUUUUAAAUGCAAAAGAUGUAAAAGAGGAUUUAGGCAGCAAAAUGAACUUAAGAAGCACAUGAAGACCCACAGUGGAAGAAAAGUUUAUCAAUGCCAGUAUUGUGAAUAUAGCACUACGGAUGCGUCGGGCUUUAAACGGCACGUAAUAUCCAUACACACAAAAGACUAUCCACAUAGGUGUGAGUAUUGCAAAAAGGGAUUCCGUAGACCAUCUGAAAAAAAUCAGCAUAUAAUGAGGCACCACAAAGAGGCCAUAAUGUAAUAUAUGAUCUCAAGAAGGAAGCAAUUUAGAAACUGUGAUAAUUGGGGAAAAAAAAAAUCUCAUGAACUGUUUCUCCUGGUUUCAAAGCUUGAUAUUAAAUCAUAACUUUACAUUCUUUGUAUUAAAAGUCUUAAAAGUAUUAGGGUUGACAGGGGAUCUCAUAGCCCUAUGAUUGUUGCUUAUCAGAACCUAAAGAGCACUAUAGAAUGCAGAAGGAUGGAUGAAUGUCUUAAAUUUGCAGAAAGAUGGAUGAAUGUCUUCAGACUAAUAGUAUUACACGUUGUUAAGCUAUAGAAGACGAAACGAAGAUGAUUGUGUUAGCCAUUUUGUCAGUAACAGCGUUUGUCUCCAAUAUGAAAACAGUUCAGAUAUAUGGUGGGGUUAUUUACAAAUUGUGUGCAAAGGCAACCGAGUCUUAACUUCUUGUGCAGUUUUGAAAGGAGAGUAUUAGUCAGUCACUUGAUCAUAACGUUUUUGAAUCGUGCCUGGAAAUUAAAUUCCAGAACUGGUCAAACCAGGGGGGGUUGUCCUUUUUUUUUUCUUUUUUUUUUUUAAAAAAAAAAAAAAAAAAUCAUUGGGAAACUUUUUUGUUUCCUUUAUUAGUUUAGGUCCAACAAGUAAUUUUUUUAAUGGUUUUCAAAGCUGCUAACCUAUUUUAUUGCAGGAUAUGAUGUUUAAAAUAUAGCAUUAUGUUAUGAUCUCAAAGGUGGUGUUCUGGUGCUAGGGUUAAAGAUGUGUAUGUAUAUAAUUUCCCUUUUUUAUCUGAAACUACAGUUGAAUGUUGUUCAGUAUGGCACAUAUAACAAAAUUAACUUUGAAUUUGACUUUUUUUUUUUAAAGGAUAAAAUGGAUGCAGCUCGUAGUGUUGUGACUCAACACUAAUUUUUUUUCUCACUACUUUAAAAUCUUCUCUAAAAAGAAUAUUAAAAACAAAGUUGAAAAAUGUAGGGGUUUUUAAAUUAAAAUUCAAAGUACUUAGAAGUUCUUUAGGGCAUUGUUCUUAACAGGUAUGACUAUUAUUGUCCUACCUCCUAAUAGGAAAUUUUCAAUAUAGACAUAAAAUUGCACCUUUUAAUCAAUUCUUCAAAAAAAAAAAAAUCUAUACCAUACUAUAAACAUGCAUUUUCAAUCUGUAAGAAAGUAUAUAUGCAGUAUUUAACCAGAAAAAUAUGCUGCCACUAGAGUUUGGAGGUGGAUCUUCAGUUUACAGUGUAUACAUUUAAAAUAUGCAUCCCUUUAAACAAUGCUUUGUGUUAGCAUGCUGCAAAUCAAAUGGCGCUUAAUAUAACAAGCUGGUCUAGGGCUAUUUAAUGAAAAACCUGUUCAUAAAUGUUAUGCAUAUAAUGUGUAUUUUUUACUUUUUUAGUUGCUUCAUGUUUGCACACAGCUGUUCACAUGAUAAAUUGUAACUUCAUGCUAUAUUGUGGCUUUGUGUUUCAGAUAAUGUUCAUAUUUUGUUUUUGCACCAGAUGAGAAUCAGUUCCUUGAGAAUAAAUUUUUUUUAUAUUUCUAAACUUCAGAAAGUUAAAUUUGGGAAAUCUCUUAGAAAAAUACGUGUUUUAUGUGGCUGUAAAAAAUGAUGUACACGCUGUAAAAUAAGAUUGUCACUGUUAUGUGGGAUUAUUAUUUCUAAAUGUGUUACUCAUCGUAACGGGCAUACAAUAAAACGCAUCUCUUGCACUCCAAA
Messenger RNA from Athene cunicularia (burrowing owl), 4701 nucleotides. It is a transcript of the gene ZNF711, whose product is annotated as zinc finger protein 711. The transcript has 9 exons. NCBI's taxonomy places the organism in Eukaryota, Metazoa, Chordata, Aves, Strigiformes, Strigidae. Bases 699 to 3014 code for a protein of 771 amino acids. Gene Ontology annotation, cellular component: nucleus; chromosome. Gene Ontology annotation, molecular function: metal ion binding; RNA polymerase II cis-regulatory region sequence-specific DNA binding; DNA-binding transcription activator activity, RNA polymerase II-specific. The record is from RefSeq and is a predicted model, not a curated record. Gene Ontology annotation, biological process: regulation of transcription by RNA polymerase II.